This is a messenger RNA of Cutaneotrichosporon oleaginosum, 2103 nucleotides long. RefSeq lists its product as uncharacterized. The record is from RefSeq and is a predicted model, not a curated record. Gene Ontology annotation, cellular component: cytoplasm. Lineage: Eukaryota; Fungi; Basidiomycota; Tremellomycetes; Trichosporonales; Trichosporonaceae. Gene Ontology annotation, biological process: signal transduction; regulation of GTPase activity.
AUGUCGUUCUCCUUGUCUGACCCCGACUUUGCGGUACUGCUCAACGAGAUGGAAACUGCAGAGGGAUCAAAGAGCUCGCCUCAGAAGUCGCGCGCGCCCGAGGCUACGUCGGAUGCCGAGGAUGCCGGCGGCGGUGUCACGUCGCGCGGCGCGAAUAUGAAUCCGCAAGCGAGCUCUGCCAACGGCGAGGCCAUUACACCCUCGGUCUCAAGGACAUUGCUCUCGCCCAACGAUCAGCCAUCGCCAAUCAGCACUCUCCGGCGCCGCGGCUCCAAGGAGUCUAUCAUGUCGGUGCGCAUGGAGCCCGACUCAUCGUUCCAGGCGCUCGCCGAGCUCCUCGCUGGCCUCAAGCCUGACGAUGACAACAAGGUGUCUGUCAAUUACUCGCUGCUCACAGAGGCUGUCCGCGAGCACAAUGCGCUCAAGGAGGCGGCUGACACACUCAAGGCAAAGUACACGGGUGCAAAGCGUUCCAGCCAGCAGUACAGCGACGGUCUCGUCAUCGCCGGAGAGGAGUACGACAAGGAGAGCCAGCGCCGCCGCGAGCUCGAAACGGAGAUUGCUCGUCUGCGGUCACAAUUGCACGGCCAGAGCGCGCGCCUGUCCCUUAUCUCCAGCGAUGAGCGCCGCCAGGAGAGGCUGAACCGCCGGUCUCAAGACCUUGCGAGCAAUCUGACUGGCCUCGAGCGUGACAUUUCCAGACUGCGUGCUCAGCGCGACAUUUCGCUCGCCGAGAUCGAAGAGCUGCAGUCUAAGCGCGGCGAGAUCGACUCUGAGGAGGCUACGUCCAAGGUCAGCCGCUCGCUCUCGCGCCGCCUUGACAAGAUCAAGGAGGAGUACAGAGAUGAGUUGGCCCCCCUGUCUGCGCAGAGGGAGGCUCUCCAGCGGGAAAUUGCCGACCUCGAGGCCACCAAGGAGCAGUACAUCGAGGAGGCCGCGUCGCUGCAGGCUAAGAACGAUGAGAUCAGCGAGCUCAACCAGCAGCUCAUGCGCCAGAACGAGGCACUCUCCGACCGUCGGUCGCCAGCGGCCUUCCCGGCAAUCGCCAAGGCCCGCGGACACCCAUCAGGGUCUCCGUCCAUGUCAUCGUUGGCGACAGCACUCGAGGGUGUCCCAGAGGAAUCAAAGGAGACUGCCCGAGUCAUCAAGGUGUCAAAGCCGGAGCCGAUCGAGGUCACGCCAGCGCGCCGCUUCAAGUGGAUCGGCAAGGCGGCCAAGGCGGUGGACACUGACAAGCUUACUGUCAGCGGUGGCAGCGGCGGAGACAAGCGAAAGCUGCGUCCCGCCACCGAGGUCGGCACGCGGGAGCACCACUUCACACAGCACAGCACCAUGCGCCUGGGUCGUUGUGACCUGUGUCAGGACAAGAUGUGGGGCCUUCAGGAGGUCAAGUGCUCUGCGUGCGGUAUCGUUUGCCACCAGAAGUGUGCUGAGAAGCUUCCCAAGUCGUGCACAGGCAAGGGUGCCAAGGUCGAGGACGAAGGCCCGCUGCCUCCGAGCAUGUUCGGCCGGGACCUCAGCGAGCAGGCCGCCGCGGACAACGCUGCAGUGCCUGUGAUCGUCACCAAGUGCAUCCGCGCAGUUGAGGCCAACGGUAUGGAGUACGAGGGCAUCUACCGAAAGACGGGCGGCAACGCGCAGUGCAAGCAGAUCACGCAGCUCUUCGAGCGCGGCAAGUACGAGACGUUCGACCUGACCAACGCCGACGACUUUAACGACAUUAGCGCGAUCACUUCAGUGCUCAAAAACUACUUCCGCAAUCUGCCUGACCCCGUGUUCACCCACAAGCUGCAUGAGAGCUUCAUUGCGGCAGCCAACAUCCGCGGCGCCGACAACAAGAAGCAGGCACUGUGCGCGCUGCUGCAGGAGCUUCCCAAGGCGCACUACGACACGCUCAAGGUGCUAAUGCUGCACCUCAACCGCGUGACGGCCAAGAACGAAGUCAACCUGAUGACGAGCCAGAACAUUGGUGUUGUGUUUGGGCCCACUCUCCUCCGCUCUUCCGACCCGAACCGCGAGUUUGGCGACAUGGCGGGCAAAGCACUGAGCGUGCAGUGGAUGGUCGAAAACGCCCCGUCCGUGUUCCUCGAGGAGCGCGAGUAG